GGGCUGCCGUUGAGCCAUGUCCAACGACCCUCCGCCACCCUACCCGGGAGGUCCCUCGGCACCGCUGAUAGAGGAGAAGCACGGCCCACCCUCUGCAGCAGAUGGUGUCCCUCCUGUGAUGGGACAGCCGCAGGGGGUUCCCAUCCCUCCUCCUGAAUUUGGCCCCCCUCCGUAUGAGCCGCCCUCACAGCCGGGGUUUGUGCCCCCCCACAUGCCCACAGACAGCUCUGGGCCCUAUGUGCCGCCUGCAGGUUAUUACCCACCCCCAGGACCUCACCCCCCCAUGGGCUACUACCCAGCCCCAGGCCACUACCCCUCUCCAGGCGGCCACACGGCGACAGUCCUCGUCCCAUCAGGGGCUGCCACCACCGUGACAGUGCUGCAGGGAGAGAUCUUCCAGGGUGCCCCCGUGCAGACAGUGUGUCCCCACUGCCAGCAAGCCAUCACCACCAAGAUCACUUACGAGAUUGGGCUCAUGAGCUUCCUUCUUGGCUUCUUCUGCUGCUUCGUGGGGUGUGAUCUCUGCUGCUGCCUGAUCCCCUGCCUGUUUGAUGACUUCAAGGACGUGACACACACGUGUCCCAACUGCAAGGCCUAUAUCUACACGUACAAGCGCAUGUGCUAACAGCACCCGGGAGCCUGAGCCGCUGGAAUGACACUGGCCCCUCUUCCCACUGCCGUCC
Mesitornis unicolor (brown roatelo) is the source of this 683-nucleotide messenger RNA. It is a transcript of the gene CDIP1, whose product is annotated as cell death-inducing p53 target 1. The record is from RefSeq and is a predicted model, not a curated record. Lineage: Eukaryota; Metazoa; Chordata; Aves; Mesitornithiformes; Mesitornithidae. The transcript is spliced from 4 exons. The coding region runs from base 17 to 625 and encodes 202 amino acids. Gene Ontology annotation, biological process: tumor necrosis factor-mediated signaling pathway; intrinsic apoptotic signaling pathway in response to DNA damage by p53 class mediator. Gene Ontology annotation, molecular function: zinc ion binding.